Molecule: messenger RNA, 555 nt
Organism: Rotaria socialis
Lineage: Eukaryota; Metazoa; Rotifera; Eurotatoria; Philodinida; Philodinidae
Source: the annotation of a GenBank genome assembly
AUGUAUUUACCGGACACAAUGAUGCAAAUGAUUGAUGAUCUUCGUCAUCUUCCUAAUCGUGUUCAUCUGAAUUUGGUCGAAUGUUAUCUGGGAGAAAGUCGAUUAAGGUAUCAACUGCGAAAUCGUCUCUGUCGGGCACCUCAUCUUAUCUCGUUAAAAUUUCGAGCAUGGUCAAUCCUAUCAGUUUUUCUCUAUGAAAUUAGGAACCAAUCAAUUCGUCGACUUGACUUACAAGGAACUGAUCGAUUGUAUCGAGAGCUAUGGCUCGAUGACGACGAGUGCGCUCAACUCGGUCGUUCAACAUUAGGAAUACAAUGUGAAGUUCUAUUUAGUCGAGUUAAACAUCGAGAAAGUAUUUUUAACCUUGUAAAUCUAAUGAAGAAUAUUCGAGUGUUAAAUUUCUUUUGCCGAGGUAAUCGAUUGGAUGAAUCUAAUGGUUUAUCAUUAGCAAGGCACGAUGAACUUGUCACGUGGUUUAAACACCAGCUUUCAUUAGCAUGGGGAAUUGCAAAGCAUCCACGCUAUUCCCGCUGUAUUCAAAUGUGGAUUCGUUGA